AAACGGGACCACAGGAACCGAUUUCUUUGGACGGCGACCGAUGGACCUCUUCGUGCGUGGUCUUGGCCCGAAGGAGCUGCACGUCGUGGCGCAGGCGACCGACUCCAUUGCGGCCGUCAAGGCGCAUGUGAGCGGACUCAUGGGCGUGCCAGUCGCGCUCUUCAAGCUCUCAUUCAACGCGCGGCUGCUUGUCGAGACCAACUUUGUCCACGACUACUGCAUCACACACGGCUCGACGCUCGCCGCCUCCAUGGCGCUAAAGGGUGGCAUGGACUUCCAGAAUCGCGUCGGCUCCAAGCCCGGUUCGGGUGGCGUGGCCUCGGAACAGCAGGCCAACAUUGACCGGCGUGAGCGACUGCGAAAGCUUGCGCUCGAGACGGUGGAUCUCUCGAAGGACCCGUACAUCCUGAAGAACCACUUGGGCACGUUUGAGUGUAAAUUGUGCUUGACGCUGCACAGCAACGAAGGCAACUACCUUGCCCAUACACAGGGUAAGCGCCAUCAGACCAACUUGGCGCGCCGAGCGGCCAAGGACGCUGCGGAAGCAUCGGCCAACGUGCAAGCGCCGCCCAAGCCCGAGAUCCAGCGCAUUCGCACCAUCAAGAUUGGUCUGCCCGGCUACAAAGUCACAAAACAGCGGGACCCGGACACGGGCGCGCGCAUGCUGCUCUUCCAGAUCUUCUACCCCGACGUCAUGGACGGGCUCCAGCCGCGCCACCGCUUCAUGUCGGCCUUUGAGCAGCGCGUCGAGGUCGCAGACAAGAACUUUCAGUACCUCCUCUUUGCGUGCGAGCCGUACGAGACGAUCGCGUUCAAGGUGCCCAACCUCGACGUCGACAAGUCCGAGGGCAAGUUCUUCACGAAUUGGGACAAGCUCGGCAAGUCGUUCACAUUGCACGUGACGUUCAUGCCGGAGGCGCCGGCAUCGACCCAGCCACCCGCGCCGCCCAUGCUUCGCACCGCAUAAACCUCCUAAUACAACAACACUUCUGUC
Molecule: messenger RNA, 994 nt
Organism: Saprolegnia parasitica CBS 223.65
Lineage: Eukaryota; Oomycota; Saprolegniomycetes; Saprolegniales; Saprolegniaceae
Exons: 1
Coding region: 41-967 (308 amino acids)
Biological process (GO): spliceosomal complex assembly
Cellular component (GO): nucleus; catalytic step 2 spliceosome; U2 snRNP
Molecular function (GO): zinc ion binding; nucleic acid binding; protein binding
Source: RefSeq, a predicted model, not a curated record